GAAGGACAAUCGCGAACGCGCGCACAGCCGGCUGUCGCGCGCGAAGCGCCAGACGCAAGGCGCCGCGCGCGGCAGAGACGCAGAGUGGGUAGGCGGAGCGGGCAACGCGCCAACACACCGGCCGGUUGCUGAAGUUAUCGAUCGGUUGGAGGCGACGUGCGUGGAGACGACGACGACGUCGACGUGCUGCUGCUCACCCGCAUCGUCAUCGUCGUCACGGAUCCGAUUGUCGAUGAAACGUAAGCUAUCCGAUACGGCAAACAACCUCAUCUGGCAGGUGGACGAAUCUCCGCCGGCCGACGAGUCGCAGAUUGGAGAACAUCGCGGUCCAUGCGCCAUCGACUACGACUCGAUGCUUAUGCUUGCAAAUGUUCCACCUCUCACCGAUGAAAUGCGGUUUCGAUGUCCAGCGCUUCCCUUACGAACGCGAUCUACUCCUGAGUUUACGCUUGUGCUGGAUCUAGAUGAAACCCUGGUACACUGCAGUUUGAGUCCUCUUGUCGAUGCAUCUAUGGUGUUCCCGGUGAACUUCCAAAACAACACCUAUGAGGUUUACGUGCGAUUGCGGCCACAUCUGCAUACAUUUCUGGAGAGACUUUCUGCUAACUAUGAAAUCAUACUUUUUACUGCGAGCAAAAGGAUUUAUGCUGACAAACUUCUGAAUCUUCUCGAUCCUCAGAAACGGUUGGUACGGCACAGGCUUUUCCGCGAGCACUGCGUUUGCGUAUAUGGAAACUACAUCAAAGACCUGUCGAUUCUUGGACGAGAUCUCUCACGAACUGUUAUUAUUGACAACGCACCGCAGUCAUUUGCAUAUCAGAUUGACAAUGGCAUACCGAUAGAGAGCUGGUUCCAUGAGAAAGAUGAUACGGAACUUUUGAAGUUGUUGCCGUUUUUGGAAAGUCUGCCAAAAGAGAAACGAGAUGUUCGUGAGAUUUUGCGAGAGAAAUAUCGAAUCAGAGAGAUGCUGCCACCGCCAUCCUGCCCACCUGUUCCGCCGGCAGAACCGUUAUGUUCUGGAUGAUGAGAAAAAACAAAAAGCAUAAGAACCGCUAACAUCACAUUUACCUAAUCCAAAAAGAGCACCACCUCUUCAGAGUGCCAUGAAGAUUGUUUUUGUUGGUUUGAACGAAGGAUUAGCUAAUUACCGAACUGGUACAUUGACUCCAGUGCGUAGUGAACAAUUGCUUUUCAGGUUAUUAGCGAAAAAGUGCUUUUUCUUAUUGCAUCAGUGUACCAAUCUAGUGACUGAUUAUGUUAUGCUAGAUACUAAUGCCUGUUUGUUGGUGAAAAUGACCUCAUGCAAGAUUCUAUUCAAUCACAUAGAUAUAAUACCAUAUUAUCGGCCACAUAAUGUACAUAGUGCUAGUCUACAAGAUUCCUGGUUAUAGCGGAAGUGAACACCUUAAUCGAUUUGCAUUUACAGAUUUGUUUUUAUGGAGAUUUUGAAAUAAAUGGAUUAUGG
Cylicocyclus nassatus is the source of this 1465-nucleotide messenger RNA. Lineage: Eukaryota; Metazoa; Nematoda; Chromadorea; Rhabditida; Strongylidae. The record is from the annotation of a GenBank genome assembly.